UUAAGAUAACAGUUAUAAUGUGACCGUCCCAGUGAAUGUUGAGAUGUGAUGUUCACAGUUCUUGUUAUUCUUGCUCUCUCCGGGCCGACUCCUGGAUGUUCCUGGACCACUGUGGACCCUAGGUCUCCCGAGGACCAAGUAGACCCGUGGGAUGUUGUCGUAGACUACGAUCCAGAAGACAGUGCUGUGGCGGAAAAGGCAGAGAUACACCUUGUAGACAAAAUGCUCAGGUUGGCCCAGAAGGACACCAAGUACUUCCAUGAGGCUCGUCCCCCAUGGGAGGGUCAAGUUCAAGAUGAUGACCCCGGAGUGCACGUCAUGGGGUUCAACUUCACAGCCUGGAACCGGACUUACAUUCGCCCUCCGCCUGGCCUCGGAGACGCUCAGACUAACAAACUCAUGUCUAGGAUGAUUCCUGAGUUUGAUAUCACAAAGAUCAAACUGAAAAGUGACAAAAGAGACAACAAAUCUGUGAUAUUUGAAGUUUUAAUAGAGAAGGGCCCUGAAAACAAGAUUAUUGGCUAUACCAGCAAGCAGUUACAUGUCCAAAUCUUUGCCCCUGUCAUGCCAGGUGCGAUUGACGAUGAGUUGGAACGAUAUUUAUCCAAAGUGCUUACUGUUUCUAGAAAAUCCAUCAAAAUAAUACAGGGUGAUGCCACCAACAUCAGAAAAAUUCGGAUCCCAAAGAUUGCCGUGCAGAAGAAAGUGUACAUUCGUAAAUUGAUUGAAGAGUUUGAACUCGAUGAAGUAACUAGAACAUCUUUUGACGCUUAGUCCAAGGAUUUAUUUUUAGAUUGUGUAAAUAAAAGAUUUUAUAAACUGUUGUAAAAUUAAUGGAAAUAAAAUUUUGCAGU
Macrosteles quadrilineatus (aster leafhopper) is the source of this 854-nucleotide messenger RNA. RefSeq lists its product as uncharacterized. Bases 49 to 774 code for a protein of 241 amino acids. The record is from RefSeq and is a predicted model, not a curated record. NCBI's taxonomy places the organism in Eukaryota, Metazoa, Arthropoda, Insecta, Hemiptera, Cicadellidae. The transcript is spliced from 5 exons.